UCAGCUCAGUGACAGAUGGCGAGUCCCUCUCCCCCAGGGGAAGCCAGUCUCUGUGAAUGCGGCCGCAUGUCAAUCACCGGCUCUCAUGUGAUGGCUCUUGCCAAUGACGUGCCAGCCAUAUGGGCCUGGCAUCAGAGCUGGUAUGUAACCCACCCAGUCCUGCCUCUGAGGUGCCACACUGAUCCCUCCACGCGUUUGGGCUGGGGAUAGCAGCAGCAGCAGCAGCAGACAGAGCAGGGCGGCAAGAGAGGAGAGAGAGGUGUGAGAGCAGAACGCAGCGCCUCGCCUGCAGAAGCAUCCGUGCAGGUCGUGUGGAUGUGAUGCCCACCCGGGGAGAGAUGGUGUAAACAACCCGCUUUGCCCCGUCACUGAGCUCCACCACGGAGGUUGCUUGCCACGAUGUUGAGCCGUCUGUUCAGCGAGGUCCUGCCGGACGUUCAGAGGCUCGCAGCUGAUUGGGUGGCUGACAAUGAGAACGACCAGUGCAAGGACAAGGACGGGGAGCACGAGCCUUGUCACCUCGAGGACGACGACGACGACGACGAGGACCUGGACGAGCCACUGGAAGGCAGCAGUCGGGCUGAGUCUGAGAUGGCCGGCGACGAUGAUGAGGACGAUGAGGCCGAGGAAGGGGAGUGCGACGGUGAGAACAGUGGAGACAAACCCAAGAAACGCGGCCCAAAGAAACGCAAAAUGACCGCGGCGCGCGUGGAGCGCUCCAAGGUGCGUCGAAUGAAGGCAAAUGCGCGGGAGCGCACGCGCAUGCACGACUUGAAUUCUGCGCUGGACAAUCUGCGCAAAGUGGUGCCAUGCUACUCCAAAACCCAAAAACUCUCCAAGAUAGAGACUCUGAGGCUCGCCAAGAAUUAUAUAUUAGCCCUCGGGGAGAUUUUACGCAAUGGGAAACGGCCAGAUGUGGUGGCUUACGUGCAGAUGUUGUGUAAAGGCCUGUCCCAGCCCACUACCAACCUAGUGGCGGGCUGUCUGCAGCUCAAUACCAGAAACUUCCUGACUGAACCGUGUUCAGAUGGAGCCCGCUUCCACAUGCCCAGCUCUCCUUUCUCCGUCCAUCCCUACUCCUACCGGUGUUCUCGCAUCUCCAGUCCUCAUUACCAGCCCGGAAGCAGUGCGCUUAACGUGCGGAGCCAUUCCUACGCACCUGGAUACGAGGCCGUGUACCCGCCGGGUGGGACGUCCCCUGACUAUAGCAGCCCGGACUACGAGGCCCCGCACAGCCCGCCAGUCUGCCUGAAUGGCGGAAUGUCCGGAAGACAACAGGAGCCUUCUGAGGCAGACAGGAACUAUCAUUACUCUAUGCAUUACUCCGGACUGACCACGUCUCGGCCCAGCCACAGCAUACCUUUUGGGCCCUCGGGAGCGCCGCGCAGUGGCGGCGCGCACUCGGAGAACAUUCCACCUUUCCACGACGUGCACUUGCACCAUGACAGGGCGCCGCCGUAUGAGGAUCUCAAUGCUUUUUUCCACAACUGAGCCCUUACAAUCGGACGCAUUGAUCUUAUAAUGACAAUCUUAUAACGUGUAAUAUUGGUUGGGAAAAUAGAGAAGCUUCUGAAAGGAUGAGAGAUGGAAGAAAAAGUCCUCUGAUUACCUUCUGUAUUUGAUGUCAUCCCUAUACUGUUGUACAUCCUAUCAGUGUGUCCAGUAAUAUCCUGUAUGCAGAAUGAUUGCAAUUGACAUAAAGAUGUAAAGGCCACAACAGAAAUAAAAACAUGGUUUCUAACUGUC
Molecule: messenger RNA, 1746 nt
Organism: Etheostoma cragini (Arkansas darter)
Lineage: Eukaryota; Metazoa; Chordata; Actinopteri; Perciformes; Percidae
Product: neurogenic differentiation factor 2-like
Exons: 2
Coding region: 400-1491 (363 amino acids)
Molecular function (GO): protein dimerization activity
Source: RefSeq, a predicted model, not a curated record